Monosiga brevicollis MX1 is the source of this 342-nucleotide messenger RNA. RefSeq lists its product as uncharacterized. Bases 1 to 342 code for a protein of 113 amino acids. NCBI's taxonomy places the organism in Eukaryota, Choanoflagellata, Craspedida, Salpingoecidae. The transcript is spliced from 2 exons. The record is from RefSeq and is a predicted model, not a curated record.
AUGUCGUCAGCCAUGGGAGACCAGCGCCACAGCACGGUCAUGAGCGACAGUGACGAGCAAACCGGCUACCACGCCAGAUACCACCACCCCGCCUUGACCCUGACGCUGACACUGACACUGGCCCUUUUUCCCCAUGUCUGCCACCCCCCUCGCGCACCCCACGCGGCCAACAACGCCCGAAAGCCCAGCGAGCCGACUCGCAAAGCAGAGAAAAAUCGUGUCUCUGGCUCUCUCUCCCUCUCUCUCUCUCUCUCUAUCUCUCUCUCUCUCUCUCUCUCUCUCUCUCUCUCUCUCUCUCUCUCUCUCUCUCUCUCUCUCUCUCUGUGCGCGCACUGCCGUUGA